Messenger RNA from Candida albicans SC5314, 2163 nucleotides. RefSeq lists its product as uncharacterized. Bases 1 to 2163 code for a protein of 720 amino acids. Gene Ontology annotation, biological process: ATP synthesis coupled electron transport. The record is from RefSeq and is a predicted model, not a curated record. Gene Ontology annotation, cellular component: membrane. NCBI's taxonomy places the organism in Eukaryota, Fungi, Ascomycota, Pichiomycetes, Serinales, Debaryomycetaceae. The transcript has a single exon. Gene Ontology annotation, molecular function: iron-sulfur cluster binding; NADH dehydrogenase (ubiquinone) activity.
AUGAAUUCUAUAAAAUCACAUAUAUUAAGAUCAUCAAAACGUUACAUAUCGGCAUCGAGCAAAAGAUUAGCUGAAGUUGAAGUUACCGUUGAUGGAAGAAAAGUAUCCAUCGAAGCUGGAUCUUCAAUCAUUCAAGCUGCCGAAUUGGCAGGAGUAACCAUUCCUCGUUAUUGUUAUCAUGAUAAAUUAGCCAUUGCUGGUAAUUGUCGUAUGUGUUUAGUUGAUGUUGAAAGAAUGCCAAAAUUAAUUGCUUCAUGUGCUAUGCCAGUACAAAAUGGUAUGGUUGUUCAUACUGAUUCAGAAAGAAUCAAAAAAGCUAGAGAAGGGGUCACCGAAAUGCUAUUAGAAAAUCAUCCAUUAGAUUGUCCUGUUUGUGAUCAAGGUGGAGAAUGUGAUUUACAAGAACAAUCACAAAGAUAUGGUUCUGAUCGUGGUAGAUUCCAUGAAGUCGUUGGUAAAAGAGCCGUUGAAAAUAAAGCUAUUGGUCCAUUAGUGAAAACUUCCAUGAAUAGAUGUAUUCAUUGUACUAGAUGUGUUAGAUUUAUGAAUGAUGUUGCUGGUGCUCCAGAAUUUGGUACUGCGGGUAGAGGUAAUGAUAUGCAAAUUGGUACUUAUAUUGAAAGAAAUAUCAAUUCAGAAAUGUCAGGUAAUAUUAUUGAUUUAUGUCCUGUUGGUGCCUUGACUUCAAAACCUUAUGCUUUUAGAGCUAGACCUUGGGAAUUGAAAAGAACUGAAACCAUUGAUGUUUUAGACGCUGUUGGUUCUAAUAUUAGAGUCGAUACUAGAGGUAUUGAAGUCAUGAGAGUUUUACCAAGAUUGAAUGAUGACGUCAAUGAAGAAUGGAUCUCUGAUAAAACCAGAUUUGCCUGUGAUGGGUUAAAGACUCAACGUUUGACUACACCAUUGAUUAGAAAUGGUGAUAAAUUUGAAACUGCCACUUGGGAUGAAGCAUUAUCUACUAUUGCUGCUGCAUAUUCUAAAAUCAAUCCACAAAAUGGUGAAUUAAAAGCCAUUGCUGGUGCCUUGGUUGAUGCUGAAUCAUUAGUAUCUUUGAAAGAUUUGGUCAAUAAAUUAGGUUCAGAAAAUGUUACUACUGAUGUUAAACAAAGUGUUAAUGCUCAUGGAUUUGAUAUUAGAUCCAAUUAUAUUUUCAAUUCUACUAUAGAUGGCAUUGAAGAUGCUGAUCAAAUUUUAUUGGUUGGUACUAAUCCAAGAUUUGAAGCUGCUGUAUUAAACACUAGAAUCAGAAAAGUAUGGUUAAGAUCUAAUUUAGAAAUCAGUUCUGUGGGUCAAGAUUUCAAUUCUACAUUUGAUGUUACCAAUUUAGGAGAAGAUGCCAAGGCAUUAGAAUCAGCAUUACAAGGAUCCGUUGGUGAAAAAUUGGGUCAAGCCAAAAAACCAUUGAUUAUUGUUGGAUCCGGUGUUGCUGAAUCUAAAGAUUCUGAAGCCAUAUAUAAAUUAGUCGGUGAAUUUGCUUCUAAACAUGAAAAUUUCAAUUCUGGUGAAUGGAAUGGUGUUAAUUUAUUACAUCGCGAAGCUUCAAGGGUUGCUGCUUUGGAUCUUGGAUUUAAUACAUUGGUUGAAGAUUCUACUAAAGCCAAAUUUAUUUAUUUGUUAGGAGCUGAUGAAAUAACCAAUAAAGAUAUUCCAAAGGAUGCAUUUGUGGUAUAUCAAGGCCAUCAUGGUGAUUUAGGUGCAUCAUUUGCCGAUGUUAUUUUACCAGGGUCAGCAUACACGGAAAAAUCCGGUACUUAUGUCAAUACUGAAGGUAGAGUACAAGCCACUAGAGCUGCCACAAAUCCACCUGGUGUUGCUCGUGAAGAUUGGAAAAUUAUAAGAGCAUUAUCAGAAUAUUUGAAUGCCAAAUUACCAUAUGAUGAUAUUUAUUCAGUAAGAUUGAGAUUAGGAGAAAUUGCUCCACAUUUGGUUAGACAUGAUGUUAUUGAACCCGUAUCUCAAGAAAUAGCCAAGAUUGGUUUCAAUGAUUUAGUGAAUAAAAAUAAAUCUGCCACUAUAUUUGAAGAGCCAUUAAAGAAUCCAAUUGAUAACUUUUAUUUCACUGAUGUUAUUUCAAGAUCUUCACCAACUAUGGCUAAAUGUAUUUCUACAUUUGGUGCUAAAAUAGAAAAAGUUAAAGAUGAAAAACCCGAUAUCAACUUCUAA